UGGAACUCUGAGCUUGCAAGACAGGAGCCUCAUUUAUCUCGAGCCAGGACCCCAGAAGCGACUUUUGCUUUCUCUUACAGAAACAGUGCCAGCUAAUAGGAUGGCUCAGACAAACCCUCUACCUGGGCCUCUAGGGCCAUGGAAGGUAACCAUCUAUGACCAGGAGAACUUCCAGGGCAAGAGGGUGGAGUUCACGGGCCCCUGUCCCAAUGUCUCCGAGUGCAGCUUUGACAACAUCCGCUCCCUGAAGGUGGAAUGUGGCGCAUGGGUGGGUUACGAACACACAAGCUUCUGUGGGCAGCAGUUUGUCCUGGAGAGGGGAGAAUACCCACGCUGGGAAGCCUGGAGCGGGAGCAAUGCCUACCACGUGGAGCGUCUCAUGUCCUUUCGCCCAAUCUGCUCCGCGAACCAUAAGGAAUCCAAGAUCAUGAUCUUUGAGAAAGAAAACUUUAUUGGCCGCCAGUGGGAGAUAUGCGAUGACUACCCCUCCUUGCAGGCCAUGGGCUGGUGCAACAAUGAAGUUGGUUCCAUGAAGAUACAGUGUGGAGCAUGGGUCUGCUACCAAUAUCCUGGAUACCGUGGGUACCAGUAUAUCUUGGAGUGUGAUCACCAUGGAGGAGACUAUAAGCACUGGAGAGAAUGGGGCUCUCAUGCCCAGACUUCCCAGAUUCAGUCAAUCCGCCGCAUCCAGCAGUAAGGUUCCCUGAAACAAGGGAAGUUACCAGUAAUCUAAAACCAUUCUAUUACUUGCUUUGAAAAGAAUUAAUGGGUUUCAUUGUACUGCUCAUAAGCCAUCACUUUUGAUUGUGAACUACUAAAAAUUCUCAAUAAAUGUCAUUAAAAGAAAAAAUAAAGACCAAAGUUUGCAGGG
Molecule: messenger RNA, 871 nt
Organism: Antechinus flavipes (yellow-footed antechinus)
Lineage: Eukaryota; Metazoa; Chordata; Mammalia; Dasyuromorphia; Dasyuridae
Gene: CRYBA1
Product: crystallin beta A1
Exons: 5
Coding region: 101-697 (198 amino acids)
Biological process (GO): visual perception; lens development in camera-type eye
Molecular function (GO): structural constituent of eye lens
Source: RefSeq, a predicted model, not a curated record